Durio zibethinus is the source of this 1647-nucleotide messenger RNA. Its product is annotated as anthocyanidin 3-O-glucosyltransferase 2-like. The record is from RefSeq and is a predicted model, not a curated record. NCBI's taxonomy places the organism in Eukaryota, Viridiplantae, Streptophyta, Magnoliopsida, Malvales, Malvaceae. Gene Ontology annotation, molecular function: UDP-glucosyltransferase activity.
ACUUCUCAACCCUCAGCCUUUUUGAGCCUUGAAAACUACAUCAGCCUAAUCAAAAACCAAGACUACCAUUUAUUUAUCUAUCUUCAUCUUCUUCGUCGCUGUUGCCCUGUGAGAUCACUUUUCUUUUCUGCUCGAAUGAUGAAGAAAGCAGAGCUGGUGUUCAUCCCAACGCCUGGAAUGGGCCAUUUGGUAUCUGCAGUUGAAGCGACUAAGCUUUUAGUGAAUCUUAAUUCCAACCUCUCCAUCACCGUACUCGUCAUCAAGCCAUCCUACAACCCAACAGUCAACGCCUACGUCGACUCUCUUACUGCCAAUAUGACCAGCCGCAUCAAAUUCAUUAGCCUCCCUCUACCUGAACCAGACAAAGACGUUACUCCCCCUCAGUUAAUGCGUUCUUUAGUUAAAACACAUAGACUUCUCGUAAAAGAGGCCGUCAACAACAUAGUUCAGUCCUCCAACUCGCCCCGACUCGCCGGGUUCGUUCUCGACAUGUUUUUUGCUCCUUUUGUAGAUUUGGCUAACGAGUUCGGCGUUCCUAGCUAUGUGUUUUACACGUCGGGUGCAGCUUUUCUUGGCUUCCAAUUUUUUAUGCAAGCUCUUUAUGAUGAGCAAAAUGUUAACAUCAUGGAGUUAAAAGACUCGGACACUGAGUUCGCCAUACCUUCCUAUGUCAACUCAGUUUCUACUAAAUUCUUUCCCACUGUGAUGUUCAGGCCUGAAACUUUUACUUUGUGCCAUGACUUGGCCAGAUGGAUUAGAGAAGUCAAGGGUAUAAUGGUAAAUACAUUUUCGGAGUUUGAAUCUCAUGCGGUCGACUCCCUUUCUGACGGUAGACUUCCACCCGUUUACCCAGUGGGACCAAUAUUGAAUCUCGAGAGCGCAAGUGGGGUAUAUCGGGAUUCUAGUACAAUCAUGAAAUGGCUCGACGAACAACCUCCUUCGUCGGUGGUGUUCCUUUGCUUCGGGACCAUGGGGAGCUUCAGUGGGGAUCAGGUGAAAGAGAUCGCCCGCGCGCUGGAGCAGAGUGGGCAGCGAUUCUUAUGGUCCCUACGCCAACCCCCAGACCUAGAAAAGGGUAUGAUGGCAAGGCUGACUGAUUACGAGAACGUGGCAGAGGUGUUGCCAGAAGGGUUCGUAGAUCGGACGGCUGGGAUUGGUAAGAUCAUUGGGUGGGCCCCGCAAGUGGCCAUCUUGGGCCACCCCGCGACCGGAGGGUUCGUGUCGCACUGCGGUUGGAAUUCAACGCUGGAGAGUAUAUGGUUCGGAGUACCGAUCGCCACGUGGCCUCUUUACGCGGAGCAGCAGCUAAACGCUUUUGCAUUGGUGAGGGAUUUGGGAUUAGCGGUGGAGAUCAAAAUGGAUUAUAGGAAAGGGGCUUCUGGGAGUGAUGAGGCUGAAAUUGUCAAGGCAGAGAAGAUAGAGAGAGGAAUCAGGUGCUUGAUGGAGCAGGAUAGUGAUGUUCGGAAGAGGGUGAAAGAGAUGAGCCAAAGGAGUAGGAAAGCUGUGGUAGAGGGUGGAUCUUCUCAUUCCAGCUUAUGUCGUUUUAUCGACGAUAUCAUGUACAACAUGCCAUGAAAAUUUUAAUGUACAUUACUGUUUUAUUAAUUAUUGUCUCACCUUAUUUUAUUUUUGAGGAAAAAAAAUAUA